AUGGUGCGUCAGCUCCACGAUGGUAUGAUGGCGCGAAUCACAGACAAUGGAGCUGUCUCAGAGGCAUUCGCAAUGACCAACGGAGUGAAGCAGGGCUGCAACCUCGCGCCUACCCUCUUUAGUCUCAUAUUAUCAGCCAUGCUGCUGGACGCCUACCGUGACGUGCGCCCUGGGAUCCGCAUCGCCUACAGGACGGACGGCCAACUCCUCAACCUCCGACGGAUGCAUGUCCAGUCGCGUGUACCCACAACUACCGUCCAUGGACUUCUCUUCGCCGCUGACUGCGUUCUCAGAGCCACCUCAGAAGUGGACAAGCAAGAGAGCAUGGACCCCUUCGCCGCCGCCUGCGAAACUUUGGCCUGGUCAUUAACACAGAGAAAACGGUUGUUAUGCAUCAACCGACAGUCGAUGCUGCCUAUGUCGCACCUCAAAUAAACAUAAACGACGUCCAGCUGCAAGUGGUGGACAACUUCACGCAUCUGGGCAGAACUCUCUCCCGCACCACCAAAAUCGAAGAUGGAGUGGCCCACCGGAUCUCCGAAUUCAGCCGAUCCUUCAGCCAUCUGCAAAGCCCAGUCUGGAAUCGCCACGGUCUCAACCUCAACACCAAACUGA
Molecule: messenger RNA, 615 nt
Organism: Spirometra erinaceieuropaei
Lineage: Eukaryota; Metazoa; Platyhelminthes; Cestoda; Diphyllobothriidea; Diphyllobothriidae
Source: the annotation of a GenBank genome assembly